Molecule: messenger RNA, 1153 nt
Organism: Labrus bergylta (ballan wrasse)
Lineage: Eukaryota; Metazoa; Chordata; Actinopteri; Labriformes; Labridae
Source: RefSeq, a predicted model, not a curated record
AUGCCAAAGAUGCAUUUUUCUCCACCAUUGGUGGAAGGUACCAAACGGUGCAAUAAACUGUUGUCGUACCAGGAGGUUUGCAAAAUGACGGCUUUGACUGUUAAGGAAAUGGAGUACUUUGAAGAGACUAUUGCCCGUCUGGCUGCUGCAGAAUUCUUUGAAAUUAAGCCAUGCCCAAAGUGCAGAACACAUGUGGAGAGGACAGAUCUCUCCAACCUGUGUGUGCACUGCACCAUCUGUACAGCCAAUCAGAAGAAGAUAUACUAUUUCUGCUGGCUGUGUCAGAGGGAGUGGAAAGGUCCAGGCCCCAGAUCUGACCGCUGCGAAAAUGACGGCUGCAUCAACAAGGACCUUCAACUUCUGCAGACGUGUAAGACCAUCAGUCUGCCUGCUGUGGAGGGGGUCACUGAUUGUCCGUCAGUGCGAGCCUGUCCUAAAUGUGGCCUGAGUGUGGAACACAGUUCACAAUACUGCAAAAACAUCAACUGCCCUCGCUGUCACAUUGAGUUCUGUUUUGUCUGUCUGAAACUAAAGCUUGAGUGUAACAAAACAAGUUCUCCAUACAAAAUCUGUCCCAGUGGUGUGGCCCCAAGACAGACCUCCAUCCCUGUGUGGCAGAGGAAAUGAGGGGAAAAGGUCAGGAUUGUGGAGUCCUUUUAUCUGAGGGUAAAAAGCAGCAGUAACAGAAAUGACUGUAGACAUAUUGAAGUAUUUGUUGCUAUAUGAAAAUAAUUUUUUAACAUUAAUGUAUUAUUUUACUGCUGCCCUCAGAGAGGUGGCUAUGUGAUAGAUACCUGAUAUUUUUAAAGAGUUAAAACAUCAGGAGUUGAUCACAUACCAAGCUCAACUAGAGGUGGAGACAGAUUACAAAGAGAGUAUUUUUGGAUGAACACAUUGAAAGCUCUGCAAUAUCAUGAUCUAAGUGGUCAAAUGGACCUCUAUCUUUUCCUGUAGUUGUCAUAGUCGUCUGAGGUGGUUGUAAAUUUAGUCAAUUAUAUAUAAUACUGUAUAUCAUGAUGUGACUGGUUGUAAAUCUUUAAAGGAAGUAGCUUGGAGGCCAUUUGUACCUGUUCUGAUGAAGGCCUGGCUGAAACAUGUCUGCAUGUUUUUAUGAGUCCAUUGCCCUGAUGAAAUAAAGUUUUUAUUAAUUAUC